AUGGCAAAACGUAAAGAAGAAGAAGAUACUGUUAUGGACAGUGACAACAGUGAACAAGAAACAACAAAGAAGAGUUCAAAGAAGAACAAAGAUAAAAAGAAAGAUAUUAAAAAGAAAAAGGUAGACUCUUCUGAAUCAGAACAAGAAGAAGAUAGCCAAGAUGAAAAGACUAAAAAGAAAUCAUCAUCAAAGAAAGAUAAUAAGAAGGAUAAAAAGAAAGAUAGUAAAAAGAAAAAGGUAGAAUCUUCUUCUGAAUCUGAACAAGAAGAAGAGGAAAGUGAAGACGAAAAGAAGAAGAAAUCAUCAAAGAAAGAUAAUAAGAAAAAUAAAUCAUCGUCGUCUGAUGAGGAGGAAGAAUCGGAACAAGAAAGUAAAUCAACAAAGAAACAAAAGACAUCUACUACAUCUACCUCUACUACAUCGACAACCACCUCUUCCAAUUCACCUUGGAGUAAAGUUACCAACAAUCAACAAACCAAAGCCAAUUUUUGUCCAACUUGCAAUUCAUUGUUGAGUUAUGUCAGCGAGUUUGCUACUAGAAUCGAUUGUCCAACUUGUUCAUAUACUGCUGAUAAAUCAAUUUUAAAAGGACAAAAAACAACAUCAGUUAGUAAUCUAUUUAAGAAACCAAAAGCAUUGGAUGAAGAAGAAGCUGAUCGUGGUGCAGUUAUUGAUGAAAAAUGUCCAGAAUGUGGUCAUGGAAAGAUGUACUUUAAGACUGCUCAAACUAGAUCUGCUGAUGAAGGUCAAACUAUUUUCUAUGAUUGUAUGAAGUGCUCUAUAUUAUAUGCCUAA
This is a messenger RNA of Cavenderia fasciculata, 795 nucleotides long. RefSeq names its product RNA polymerase I subunit (gene rpa12). Gene Ontology annotation, cellular component: RNA polymerase I complex. Bases 1 to 795 code for a protein of 264 amino acids. The record is from RefSeq and is a predicted model, not a curated record. Gene Ontology annotation, molecular function: nucleic acid binding; DNA-directed RNA polymerase activity; zinc ion binding. Gene Ontology annotation, biological process: DNA-templated transcription; termination of RNA polymerase I transcription. Lineage: Eukaryota; Evosea; Eumycetozoa; Acytosteliales; Cavenderiaceae. The transcript is spliced from 4 exons.